CCCUAAAAAACUGAAAAGCAAGCGCACUGUAAACAGAAAAUUACAGUAAAAAGUGGAGGCGGGAAAAUUUCCGAUGGCGCGAGAUCGGAAGAGGCAGAGACCGAACAUAUUGAUCACCGGAACUCCUGGAACCGGCAAGACAACAACGUCAUCUGCUUUAGCAGACGCCGCUCAGCUUCGUCAUGUUUCCGUUGGGGACCUUGUGAAGGAGAAGAGUUUGCACGAUGGCUGGGAUGACGAACUCCAGUGCUAUGUAAUCAACGAAGAUCUGGUCUGCGACGAGUUGGAGGAUUUGAUGGACGAAGGUGGAAUCAUUGUGGAUUAUCACGGUUGUGGUUUUUUUCCUGAGCGGUGGUUUGAUCGCGUGGUUGUUCUUCAGACCGAGAACUCUAUCUUGUAUGAUCGCUUGACGAAGAGGGGAUACGAUGGAGCUAAGCUUUCAAACAAUAUUGAAUGCGAAAUCUUUCAGAUAUUGCUUGAGGAAGCAAAGGAAAACUAUCAGGAGAACAUAGUGGUAGCUCUAAGAAGUGACACUGUUGAAGAUGUAGCUAGAAACGUUGAAACUCUGUCGAACUGGGUUAAGAAUUGGCAACCUGUAAGCUAAGCAGAUAAGAAAAGAAAGAAGAGAAGUAAAAGAAAGCCGCCUUUGCUACUUGAUCGAAUUGGGUUUCUAGCCAGAUUUAUAUAAGUUAUGCAUCUUCCCAAUUCCCCAUUAUUUGGAGUAUUUGUAAGCUGCCCUUUUCCUUCAGGUUUUCCAAAGUUUUAUCAAUGAAUGGAUAAACGAAGAAUUUUGCUAGGUGGAAGAUCUAGCAUGUCCAUUGAAGAUCGCUCAAGUCACUUGGGAACCGGAAAAUUGUCAAGCACUCAGCAAGCAAAUAUGGGCCUUUGAGAAGGGUAAUAAGUCAUACACUCUUGUAGAUCUUUGUAUGAAUGGGCUUUUGUCUGAUUUGCAUGGAUAAAGA
Molecule: messenger RNA, 962 nt
Organism: Cucurbita maxima (winter squash)
Lineage: Eukaryota; Viridiplantae; Streptophyta; Magnoliopsida; Cucurbitales; Cucurbitaceae
Product: adenylate kinase isoenzyme 6 homolog
Exons: 4
Coding region: 74-604 (176 amino acids)
Cellular component (GO): cytoplasm; nucleus
Molecular function (GO): ATP binding; ATP hydrolysis activity; AMP kinase activity
Source: RefSeq, a predicted model, not a curated record